This is a messenger RNA of Spirometra erinaceieuropaei, 4138 nucleotides long. NCBI's taxonomy places the organism in Eukaryota, Metazoa, Platyhelminthes, Cestoda, Diphyllobothriidea, Diphyllobothriidae. The record is from the annotation of a GenBank genome assembly.
AUGGGGUCGGCGCGACCCGGUGCCCCUCCCUCUCAAGCGCUGACACGUCCCCAAGUCCCACGAUCUGAAGUGCAGCUCCUUAGUAACAAACUGCAUCGAGUUAACAUCCAUUUGUCGAGAUAUUCCGCAGACGCCGGAAAUCGGAUGUAAUACGGUACGCCUAUAACCAUUUUCUUAAAGCAAUACCCAUUCUGACUCCCAGCUCCUUCAAAUUUACCUUUAUUGUUCCCUCCCCUUCGCCCUAAAGCAUUAUCGUGUCCAAUCUAGUGAACAUGGUAUAUGAGAUGAGUAACUCUGAAGACGCCUAAUAUGGAAUAAUUGUAUUUAAAAAUAUAGUUAGUGCAUAUGUACAGCGCUUAGAUGCUCGCCAUCAGUUUUAAUUGUGUCGACGGGGGCGGGUUACCGGAGGAUGACCCGGUAAUGUUGUCUAUAAGUCGGAAUUAGUUAUGGAAAAUUGGUUAUCGACUUGCCACUUGAAUGCUGGAAUGAUUCUUCGGUUGCUCUGGACAUAGCUGUACAACGACCUUUUUACCCGCUUGGUGAACGCAGACUAGAGGCCAGAUAACCUUGCGGUACCGUUUUUAUCCCUUUUCACUGAAGACCUCUGAAUACUGUAGUGAUACAAGUGACGACAAACAUACCAACUAUAACCUCGUAAAGUUUGGAUCCGCUCAGGCUCUCCUUAAUUUCCCGUCCUUUGGAAUUAAUGCACGUGCUAAUUUCGUCAUCGAACAAAACGAGAAAUAUUCGCUUGACUAAGUCGUCAACACUGUGCCAACCACAAAAGGUGGUUUCGGAAAUCAGUGUCCAGUAGUCGUACAUUCACCGGGCGGAACCUAGCCACCGAACGUAGCUGUUGGGCUACAGGAUCCCUCGGCAGCUGGGCAGCUACCUGGCCGGAAGUUGUUGGCCACUGGAGAAUCAUCGUCUGCAACAUUCGCUGAUGACCCAGCAGAUUAUGUUGGCUCUCCACUACAAUAUUUUUUGUAGCGUUGGCCGAUACGCUCUCGAUCGGUGUCUGGUAACACUUUAGAAGAAUGACUCGAUGGAAAAGUGACAUUGCGAUCGUUCGACUGGUCUCCUAGUGGGAGGGUGUCGAAAAAAUCAUUGGAGUUCUGCGUUUCUUAAAAAGUCUAACAGCGUUGUUUUGUGCGACUUGCUGACGGUGAUACGCCUUCACCUCCUAGUAGGUAGAGCGCCUCAUCUAUCGCUGGCCACUGUUGUCGCUGAGAGAUUCGAUGGAAGGAGAAGUCGUUCAUGAUAAUAUCUACAAAUGCACAGGAAAUUAGGUGAAGUGGUCUUUCCGUUACUAUGGCCACUUCUUACAAUGCUCGCAAAUUACUCACUAUGUGGGCUGUGCGUUUGUGGGGUUCGCGAGCACUUCGCAAAGACGAAAGGACAGUAAGUGGCGCUCUGGAAGUUCUUAAUAAUUCGAACUAGUAUGUAAUGGUUUUCCCAUGAAAAGCAGAAAUACUUGGUGAAUUUUUUUGGCAAAGGCACGCAGCUGAUGGCAAAAAGUGAAGACUUCUUUGGGUAGUCAAAGUAGUCAGAAAUGUUGGUGAAUUCACUGAGUAUUCAGCCUACACAUCCACCAUGAUCGAAAAGUGCGUUUUUAACACUUACUAUCUUACUGCCGACGCUAUGGAAUCUAUUGGCCGGUGUGAUGUCCGUGCGAAAGCGUCCUGUGAGCAGGCCUUCAUAUUGCCAACUGUUUUCGCAUCCAGAUGGUACUGGUCCCUCGUGCCAAUGAAGGAACCUUCUUUAAGGUGGCCUCGACGGGUCGCACGCGGUUACAUCUACUUUGCCUAGAAGUCUGGCUAUCUGCUGGAGAGGUCGUAAAGGCCUCCCAAGCAACUUCUUUGACCUACCUAAAACUUUCGAAAGGAAAAGACGAAAAGGAAAAUUAACGCGCGAUCACUUGUAGGCAAACAAAACUGCUCAUUUGACGUUGCAUUCUCAGUCUCUGAUGAUGGCCUCCUGCACGAGAGCGAAAGCUCAGGCUGCUACAUGUGCUGUUCAGGUGGUUGCAUGUUAAUCAUCUUUGCAACAAGAACCUGGGACUCGCAUACUCGCCUCUAUUCGUGGGACUAAAGGGAGUCCAAGGCACCAUGACGCGUUUCUUCAUUCUCAAUGUGUAUUGGACUAUGGACAUUGUUGACCAUGCACUCGUCGCCGUACAACGUAGAGAAAAGUGCAAUCAAAUAAUCCCAACUACAAGCUAGAAAUCUUAGAGUAGUAGAGAGCAGCAAGUACAGUUGGAAAUGAUUGAGGCAGGAUUUCAGAGAAAACAACAAGAGCGAUAUAUAAUGCAAGUUGCCUUCCACGACUCAAAGUAACCUAAAUAUCUACUUCUGUGGGAAAAUUCCGCCGGAAGGUAUACGUCUAUGGAGCGUGCUCUAUCGUCUAUAGCCUUCAUCAUCACCUUCACACUCAUGCUGGGACACAUCAAGUUCAUCCUAAAUCCUCGCGAAGGUCCCUUCUUGGCGAUUCCAACAAAGCCUCCGUCCGUAUUAGUGAUGCAUGAUACAUGAUACAACGCCCAGGAGUAUUGUGUGAAGGAUUCUAGCGUAAUUCUCUCUAUUUACUAGAAAAACGAUGUUGAACGCCCUUUAUAGCCAGGUCAAUGCAGAGUCGGACGGAGUGUUUAGAAUGUUAAGGAGAUUGGUUGCUUGUGCGUAGGUAAGAUGCAAGAUAGAGCAUACUUUCUGCCCCUCAGUUUCUUGUUUAUCCGUUUCUUGCUCAUUUUUUAUUGUUCCAUUUCCGCUUAUUGGGAGUACCUCUAAACGGAUCUCUGCCCUUUCUAGACAUUCGUCGGUCCUGAAGUAUUGGGGCACAUUACGAUGUCACAAUGCCUCCGUCCACAUAAUCUCCGAGAGAGAUAGGGUCCUACGACAUCUUGUAGUAUCCUUGUGAGGGGUAAUCCUAUUUCAGAGUGACAAUUCCGAAUUUGAUUCGUGAGAGUUAAUCAUCCCAGCACAAUAGAUCGACCAAUCCAUCCCACCGCCACCGCCAUUGUACUGGUCGAAGACAUUUACAACGUUGGUCAUUCCAGCUGUGUGAGAUGUCUCGAAUCGCUCAUUCACCUUAACACAUACGAAGAAGGUCGGCAAGCACACGAAUGCGCAUAUACCUGAGACUCCGAGACUAUACGUGAACAGUAGAUACCCAAACUAUGUCGGCGGCGGGGAAAGCUCCCUUCUUCCAUACCAUAAUUACUCGUCUGAUAAGAAGGUAGAUGGGAAUCGGUUUCCUAGUCUGAUGGUUGUCAGCAAAUAGGAAGAGUGCUAGACACCCGGGAGAUGGGGCGGACUCGAAAGUUUGCACUUCGGACAGAACCGUGUAAAAGUGCGCGGGCGUCCAAAUUUGGAACUCCUGUUUUGCGUUUUCUGACCGGAGAUCACAGACAAGACGGUCUGAGAUCUGCCGCGACGCAUCCGUGCUUAGGUAGGCCCAGUGAGCCAGGGGGAGGACGUCAAAGUAAUAAUGGGCGUCCCGUUAAGCUCUUGAGCUCUGGGAUUGAACCCAUAACGAAGUGCGUCUCAGGGUUUCUGUGGGACGAAGAGGAAACUGAAGUCGUCGUGGCGGGUUCUAAGGACUGAAAAAAGCGACAGGCUUGCUGCCUUAGAAUUUAUCGAAGGCGGACGGGCAAGGGCCUGGGAAUACGCAUUACAGAGUUCUUGGUCGUCAAAAUCGCCAGAGGUUUCGAAUAAGGUGGUCCGGAGGGGGUUGGGAAGUGUCAGAUGAUACUGGGAGAGCGGGUUUGUAAGAACGAUUGCAAUGUGGUGAAAGCUGGCGGAGCGAGUUUGAGGCAUGACUGAAAAGUUGGCUUCCAGAUAUGCAAGUGGGUCCAAGCAACAGUUUAGCGGGUGACCAUGAGAAAUUUAAGGGUGAAAAAAACGUUGCCACCGAAUGUCCGGCGCUGCGCAAAGGCCCGAUUACGAGAGUCGUGGGCGCUGCGGACUUUGCAUGUCAUAGGUGGUCUUCAUGGCUGUAUUGUGAUGCGCGGUAUUUCGUCUCUAUGGCUGGUCCCUUUCUUUUGCAGCACUCAACAGCAAAGCAAACCAACCCAAGCCGGCCACUGAUUGCCGAAUCUCCUUUCCCGGCUUAUGCGUCCCGCAACGGCCUCGCCACCAGUUAA